AUGCAAACACCUCCAGCUCCCUGUCUCCAGCUAUUUCAACCCCUGCCUCAUUCUUCCUCCCCUUACAAUACGCUUCUCCCUCCGCUACCAGUACGAGUACUCGAGUACGGUACCCCCUCUCCUUCCUCUUCUCCUUAUUCCGCAUCUUCUCCCCCUCCUCGCUCUCCCCCUACAUCUCCUCCUCCCUCACUACCCCUCCUUCUUCUCCCGCUUCCUUUUCUUUCUCUUUUGCCCUUCUGCUCCCGCUGUUGCAUCUGUAUCACCUUCCCCUUCAAUUUGCCGUCCCCGGUUUUCUUCUCAUUUUCUUUUCAUUCACCUCCACCCUUAAACAUCUCCCUCACCUCCCCUUCCGCUCCGUUCCUGCCUUCACCUGACCUUCUACCAGCACUUCCACUGCCAGCUUAUCCUCCUAUCUCUCCCGUUCCUUCUUCUCCUCUUUCUCACCAAGCUUCUGCAUGGUAUUCUAUCUAGCUGCCCAAUUUACUACUGCGGUCUCGCCCACCACUCCGGUCUUGUUUACCCUUCGCGGCUCUUUAACCUUCUCCGCUUCUUUGCCUUUCCUUUCCAACCUUCCCUUUCCCCCUCUCAUCCCGCCCCCCUUCACCUGCCUGUUUACGAGUACUCUUAUAUUCCAUUCCUUUGCUGCCUUAUGAUUAUUACCAAUGAAAACAACCUAUCCCCCAUGUUCAUUAACCACACCCAGAUCCCCUUUAGUUUUCUACGCUAUCCCCCCAAUCGACAAGCUCGGAAUAAGCUACAAGUCCCCUCCUCAACAACCAGCCGAGUGCAGAGAAACUUUUCUAGGAUACACUUCGUUGACGAUUAGCCACCUUAGGAUACUUGCAUAGGAUAGAGAUCAAAUGCUAGAUAGAGCCGAGUGCUUUUUGGCUUUCUUUUACGGUAUUGUUGAGUGGCGAAGGGAUAAUUUGGAAGGACUCGAGGAUGGAGAUGGUGAGGAUAUCAUCGGUAGGGCAAUGAAGUUCUGGGAUGGGAUUUUCCAUUUCCUGGGUCGGGUUGGGGUCGUGGGUUGAGCUUUUGGUACUCGGGAUACGGUCGGCGUGUGGGUUGGCGAAGGCAUAGUGUGGAUUGGUGAACCUUUUGAAGUUAGAAUCCCCCAGUAUAACCCUCUUCCUCAGAUGGUUGAGAAUUACCGGUAGUGUUGGUUCAAGUCUACAUUUUAAAUUCACGGCACCAGAAAAUUAUUUGAAAAAA
This is a messenger RNA of Tuber melanosporum (Perigord truffle), 1212 nucleotides long. RefSeq lists its product as uncharacterized. NCBI's taxonomy places the organism in Eukaryota, Fungi, Ascomycota, Pezizomycetes, Pezizales, Tuberaceae. The record is from RefSeq and is a predicted model, not a curated record. The transcript has a single exon. The coding region runs from base 1 to 471 and encodes 156 amino acids.